GGAGAGGAUGUCUUGUUCGGGAAACGAAACUUAACAUUCAUAGAAACCAAAGCAAACCGACGUGGAAGCAGUUCUCUCUUUCAGGAGAAAAAUAAAACGCAUUUUGGAACAAAUUGUCUGACAGACAGAAAACACAACAAGGAUGGCCUCUGCUAACACUUCCUGGUCUGAGGAGGACUUUUCAUGUUCCAUCUGUCUGGAUGUGUUCAGCAGCCCGGUUACCACACCAUGUGGACACAACUUCUGCAGAACCUGUAUUACAAAGUUCUGGGAUGAACAAGUCAAGUACAAAUGUCCUGUUUGCAACAAGAUUUUCGACACAAAACCUGAUCCACAGGUCAAUACCCUCUUAUCAGAGCUGGCUGCUCAGUUUACAACAACCGUACGAGUUAAAGAGCAGCCUUGUGUUGAACCAGCAGUAGUUCCCUGUGACUUCUGUACUGGGACCCAGCAGAAAGCUGUGAAGUCCUGCCUAGAAUGUCUUAUCUCUUACUGCCAAACCCACCUGGAGCCACAUCAGAGAGUCACAGUCCUGAAGGGACAUCGGCUGGUCGAGCCUAUGGACCGUCUGGAAGACAGGAUGUGUAAGAAACACAACCGACUUCUGGAGGUCUUUUGCCCGACCGAACAGGUGUGUGUGUGUGUGUUGUGCACAGUGACAGACCACAAGUCCCAUCCUGUUGUACCUCUGAAGGAGGAAUAUGAAGUGAAGACGGCCCAGCUGGGGAAGAUAGAGGCUGAAGUUCCACAGAUGAUCCAGGAGAGGAAACAAAAGAUUAAGGAGGUCAAAGACAGAGUACAACUGAGCAACAAAGACGCAGACAGAGAGAUAGCCAUUGGUGGGCAGGUCUUCACUGCUCUGAUAGGCCGUGUUGAAAAGUGCCGGGAUGAAUUUAACCAAACUGCUCAAGAGAAACUGAAAUCCACAGAGAAACAAGCUGAAGACCUCAUCAAAGAGCUGGAGCAGGAAAUAGAAGAUCUGACCAAUAGAUGCUCAGAGGUGAAGCAGCUCUCACACACUAAAGACCACCUCCACUUCCUCCAGACCUUCAGAUCCCUGAAGGAUCCUCCACCCACCAGGGACUGGACCACGGUGGAGGUCCGUCCUCCGUCAUACGUAGGGACCUUGAGGAGAUCCCUGGAUCAGCUGGAGGAGACACUGAACAUGGAGAUGAAGAAGCUGCGUGAUGAUGCUGAACUGAAGAGGGUCCAGCAGUAUGAAGUAGAUGUGACUCUGGAUCCUGAUACAGCUCAUCCCCAUCUCAUCCUGUCUGAGGAUGGGAAACAAGUACAUUGUGGAGGUGUGGGGAAGGUACUCCCAGACAACCCUAAGAGAUUUACAAUGUAUAGAUUUGUUCUCACGAGGCAGAGCUUCUGCUCAGGGAGAUUUUACUUUGAGGUCCAGGUUAAAGACAAGACUGCAUGGUGGUUAGGAGUGGUCAGAGAGUCCAUCGUCAGAAAAGGUGGGAGCAUGUGGACCCCGGAGACGGGUUGCUGGACUCUUUACUACAACAAGGAUAGGUUGGUAUUUUAUGAUAACCCUGCUGUCCAUCUCCCUCUGAGAGCUGGGCUCCAGAAGGUGGGGGUGUUUGUUGAUUAUGAUGAGGGUGUGGUCUCCUUCUAUGAUGUGGAAGCCAGGGUUCAUAUCUACUCUGCUACUGGCUGCACCUUCAGUGAGCCUCUCUAUCCAUUCCUCAGCCCAGAUCCCCUUUAUUAUAAAGGUAAUAACCUUGCCCCCCUGAUCAUCUCACCUGUCAAUCAAACAGACUAGGACCUUUGGUUGAUAAUAAAACAAAGAAACAACCAAAACAACUAAUGUUGUUUACUGAAUUAGAAUCUCUACUAUGUGAGAUCUGAGAGAACUGCUUUAAUGUUUGUGACGACCCUGGUGAGUCUUUGACUCCACCCUUGCUUUGACUCCACCCUGGCUGUUUGGUUUGCCUGUUCUCUCUCUCUCUCUUAAUAGGUGAUGCAGUUCAGGUGUGCCUGUGUUGGCAGCAGGUUAAAAGCCUGCUUUCACAACAGUCAUGGUCGCUCCCUCCUCCCGGCGUGUUGGUUUUCGUUGUCCUUUGUUUUGUUACACACAGACUGACUUUUGCAUGACACUUUGGGUUACUUUACAUGGAACUGA
Messenger RNA from Gadus chalcogrammus (walleye pollock), 2131 nucleotides. Its product is annotated as probable E3 ubiquitin-protein ligase TRIML1. The transcript has 2 exons. Bases 143 to 1771 code for a protein of 542 amino acids. NCBI's taxonomy places the organism in Eukaryota, Metazoa, Chordata, Actinopteri, Gadiformes, Gadidae. Gene Ontology annotation, molecular function: protein binding; zinc ion binding. The record is from RefSeq and is a predicted model, not a curated record.